Messenger RNA from Danio rerio (zebrafish), 1981 nucleotides. RefSeq names its product EGF-like fibulin extracellular matrix protein 2b (gene efemp2b). Gene Ontology annotation, cellular component: basement membrane. Lineage: Eukaryota; Metazoa; Chordata; Actinopteri; Cypriniformes; Danionidae. The record is from RefSeq and is marked validated. Gene Ontology annotation, biological process: epithelial cell differentiation; system development. Gene Ontology annotation, molecular function: calcium ion binding.
GUUCAGCCCUCCUUCCAGCUGUGUAUGUGACAGUGUGAGUGUCCUGUAACUAUGAAGGCCACAUAUGUGUUUGUUUGCGUGGGUCUGGCUCUUCUUCCUGGUACAAUCUGCCAGUCUCCUGCUGAAAGUGAAGCUUACACAGACUGUACAGAUGGCUAUGAGUGGGACGAGCAGACUCAACUCUGUCGAGACAUAAAUGAGUGUGAGACCAUUCUGGAGGCCUGUCGAGGAGAAAUGAAGUGCUUCAAUCAUUAUGGUGGUUACCUGUGUCUUCCUCGCUCCUCCUACGUGAUCACUGCACCUGAGACUGCCAGCCAAUCAGAGCCCAAUGUGCCUGUGCCAGUGCCAGAAAACGAGGCCUUCAACCCAUGUCCACUUGGCUACAGGGCCCAAGGAGAGUCCUGCGUGGAUAUUGAUGAGUGUGAGCUGAACAUGCAUGACUGCCAGCCCAGCCAGGAAUGUAUCAACACAGUGGGCACCUUCACCUGUCAGUGUCCUGACGGCUACAGCAAGAUUGGCAUAGAGUGUGUGGAUAUCGACGAGUGCAGGUACAGGUACUGUCAGCAUCGCUGUGUGAACGUGCCAGGAUCUUUCUCUUGUGAGUGUGAACCAGGCUUUCAGCUGGCUGGAAACAACCGAUCCUGUGUUGAUGUAAAUGAGUGUGAAAUGGGAGCACCUUGUCAGCAAAGGUGUUACAACAGUUACGGGACGUUCCUGUGCCGCUGUGAUCAAGGCUAUGACCUGGGACCUGAUGGCUACUCAUGCAAUGACAUCAACGAGUGCAGCUACUCCAGUAUCUUGUGCCAGUAUCAGUGUGUGAAUGAGCCUGGAAAAUUCUCCUGUGUUUGUCCAGAAGGCUACGAGCUACUUGGAUCUCGACUCUGCCAGGAUGUGAAUGAGUGUGAGACUGGCAGUCAUCAGUGUGGAGAAGGACAGGUCUGUGUGAACAUCCAUGGAGGACAUCAGUGUGUGAGCGCCAACCGCUGCCAGGAGCCCUACAUCCAGGUCUCAGAGAAUCGUUGUAUUUGUCCGGUAGUGAAGCCGGAGUGCCGUGAUCUGCCCUUCUCUAUUGUGCAUCGAUACAUGAGCAUCACGUCUGAACGCUCCGUUCCCUCCGACAUCUUCCAGAUUCAGGCCACCAGUGUCUAUCCUGGAGCCUACAACUCCUUCCGCAUCCGAUCUGGAGACCAAAAUGAGGAAUUCUACAUACGGCAAAUCAACAACAUCAGUGCUAUGCUGGUUUUGGCGCGGACCGUGACGGGGCCGAAGGAGUACGUCCUGGACCUGGAGAUGCAGUCGGUAAAUCCACUGAUGAACUACCAGACCAGCUCAGUCCUGCGCCUCGCCGUUUACAUCGGCCCUCAUGUCUUCUGAACACACUGAGAAACAGACGGAGCAACACAAGGUUUUCUCUAGUCAGUCUAUUUCUGCUUUCAUGAGUUGAAAAUUAGCAACACUUUCCUCUAAUUCACAAGCUAAUAAUGUGACUUCGGUCUGUGACUGUGCUUUAUUCUGGGAAGUGUGAACGCAUCUGAACAUUCAUUUAUUCCUCUCACUUUGUCAUCGUAGACUCAUUUUUACACAUCCAGUACAUGAGAAACACAAACACAAAACAAUUUGUUUGAAUCGAGGCAUUGUUUCUUAUUAAUAGCUCAAUACAUUUAAAGUUAUCUAAUCUGCAUGAGAUAUACAUACAGUCCAGCCUUAAAAUGUGUCUGCUGUGUACUUUCCAAAAACACUAACAAACUAAAAACAAAUCCAGAACUGAAAUGAGGUGAAUAUGAGAGGAUUAAAUGAAUUAUGUAAAUAAUCUGAGACACAAUUCUUAGGUAACUUGUUGCAUUUUCUUUAGUAUUUUUCAAUGUCAGAUUUUUGUAUUGAUUUGUCUUUUGAAAUAUUUUUAAUGUUUUAGUAUAUUGAUUUUUUUAUUUACAUAUGUUAAAGUAAAAAUGUUUGAUUAAAUACAAGUAAACUAAAAAAA